GUAAAAGCAGCAGCAAUGUUGUCCAUAAAUCAAGUUAUGAUAGCACUGGUGGUCUUCCUUUUGGUUAUGCAGUUUUUAAAGUUGCAACGAGCACGGAGAUGCCUUCCUCCUGGACCGAUCCCUCUCCCCGUUCUUGGCACCUUGCUGCAGCUGAACUUCCAGAUCAAUCGUGACUGCCUCAUGAAGUUGGCAAAAACUUAUGGCAACGUGUUCACCUUGUGGUUUGGAUGGGCCCCAGUGAUCGUGCUGAAUGGAUUCCAAGCAGUGAAGGAUGGUAUGACCACACAUCCCGAAGAUGUGUCUGGGAGGCUGGUGUCUCCUUUCUUCAGAGCUAUGGCCAAAGGAAAAGGGAUUAUGUUGGCCACCGGUCACACAUGGAAGCAGCAGAGGAGGUUUGCACUGAAGACUCUCCGCAACCUGGGCCUGGGGAAGAGAGGUCUGGAGCAACGAGUGCAAGAAGAGGCCCAGCACCUGCUGGAAUUCUUUGCAAAUUUGAAAGAGAAACCUCUGGAUCCUUAUUAUCCUCUCAUCCAUUCCGUCUCCAAUGUAAUUUGUGCUGUUGUUUACGGACAUCGCUUCUCCAGAGGGGAUGAAACCUUCCAUGAACUGAUCAGAGCCACAGAGCAUAUCUUCAAAUUUGGAGGCAGCCUUCUUCACCAUCUGUAUGAAAUCUUCCCCUGGCUGAUGUGCCGUCUCCCUGGUCCUCAUAAGAAAGCAUUGUCUUGCUAUGACAUUCUGAGCUCUUUUACAAGGAGGGAGAUCAGAAAGCACAAGGAGAGAGAGAUACCAGAUGAACCGCAGGAUUUCAUUGACUUUUAUCUAGCUCACAUUGAAAAAUCUGGAAAUGAGCCCAAGUCUACAUACAAUGAAGAAAACAUGGUUUAUUCUAUAAAUGACCUCUUCUUGGGUGGAUCAGAGACAACAAGCACUACUUUGAACUGGGGCCUGCUCUGUAUGGUGGCCUAUCCAGAUGUCCAAGAGAAAGUGCAGAAGGAGCUGGAUGCUGUUUUGGGUCCUUCCCAGACCAUCUGCUAUGAGCAUCGGAGAGAACUGCCCUAUACCAACGCUGUGAUUCAUGAGAUCCAGCGCUUCAGCAACAUUAUCUCCAUUGGCAUGCCCAGGGUGUGUGUGAGGAACACAACAUUGCUGGGGUUUCCCCUUAAAAAGGGCAGCAUUGUUCUUCCAAAUAUUGCUUCUUCGUUGUAUGACCCAGAGCACUGGGAAACACCUCGACAGUUCAACCCUGGUCAUUUCUUGGAUAAGGAUGGAAACUUUGUGAGCCAAGAAGCCUUCUUGCCGUUCUCAAUAGGGCACCGGGUGUGUCUGGGGGAGCAUCUGGCAAGGACUGAGCUCUUCAUCUUCUUUGCCAACCUGCUACGGGCAUUCACCUUCCGGCUCCCUGAGGGAGUGACGACCAUCAACACGGAGCCCAUUUUUGGGGGCACGCUGCAGCCCCACCCCUACAAGGUUUGUGCCAUCCCACGCUAG
Molecule: messenger RNA, 1488 nt
Organism: Tympanuchus pallidicinctus (lesser prairie-chicken)
Lineage: Eukaryota; Metazoa; Chordata; Aves; Galliformes; Phasianidae
Product: cytochrome P450 2J2-like
Exons: 9
Coding region: 16-1488 (490 amino acids)
Biological process (GO): xenobiotic metabolic process; arachidonate metabolic process
Cellular component (GO): cytoplasm; intracellular membrane-bounded organelle
Molecular function (GO): heme binding; iron ion binding; oxidoreductase activity, acting on paired donors, with incorporation or reduction of molecular oxygen, reduced flavin or flavoprotein as one donor, and incorporation of one atom of oxygen
Source: RefSeq, a predicted model, not a curated record